This is a messenger RNA of Lodderomyces pseudojiufengensis, 1125 nucleotides long. RefSeq names its product sterol 24-C-methyltransferase (gene ERG6). Gene Ontology annotation, molecular function: sterol 24-C-methyltransferase activity. Gene Ontology annotation, biological process: ergosterol biosynthetic process. Gene Ontology annotation, cellular component: endoplasmic reticulum. The record is from RefSeq and is a predicted model, not a curated record. The transcript has a single exon. Lineage: Eukaryota; Fungi; Ascomycota; Pichiomycetes; Serinales; Debaryomycetaceae. The coding region runs from base 1 to 1125 and encodes 374 amino acids.
AUGGCACCAGUUCAACUUGCAGAAAAAGAUUUUAAUAGAGAUGAAAAAUUCACUAAAGCUUUACAUGGUGAAUCUUAUAAAAAAACUGGAUUAGCAGCAUUAAUGGCUAAAUCAAAAGAUGCUUCUUCUGUUGCAAAUGAAGGAUAUUUUAAACAUUGGGAUGGUGGUGUAACUAAAGAUGAUGAAUCUAAAAGAUUAGGAGAUUAUUCACAAUUAACUCAUCAUUAUUAUAAUUUAGUUACUGAUUUUUAUGAAUAUGGUUGGGGUUCUUCUUUCCAUUUUUCAAGAUAUUAUAAAGGGGAAGCUUUUAGACAAGCUACUGCAAGACAUGAACAUUAUUUAGCUCAUAAAAUGAAUUUAAAUGAAAAUAUGAAAGUUUUAGAUGUUGGUUGUGGUGUUGGUGGUCCAGGUAGAGAAAUUACAAGAUUUACUGAUUGUGAAAUUGUUGGAUUAAAUAAUAAUGAUUAUCAAAUUGAAAGAGCUAAUUUUUAUGCUAAAAAAUAUAAAUUAGAUCAUAAAUUAUCAUAUGUUAAAGGUGAUUUUAUGCAAAUGGAUUUUGAACCAGAAACUUUUGAUGCUGUAUAUGCAAUUGAAGCUACUGUUCAUGCACCUGUUUUAGAAGGAGUUUAUUCAGAAAUUUAUAAAGUUUUAAAACCAGGUGGUGUUUUUGGUGUUUAUGAAUGGGUUAUGACUGAUGCAUAUGAUGAAAAUAAUGAAGAACAUCGUAAAAUUGCUUAUGGUAUUGAAGUUGGUGAUGGAAUUCCAAAAAUGUAUAAACGUGAAGUUGCAGAAAAAGCUUUACAAAAUGUUGGUUUUAAAAUUGAAUAUGAAAAAGAUUUAGCUGAUGUUGAUGAUGAUAUUCCUUGGUAUUAUCCAUUAGCUGGUGAUUUAAAAUAUUGUCAAUCACUUGGUGAUUUAUAUACUGUUUUUAGAACAUCAAAAUUAGGAAGAUUAAUUACUACUGAAGCUGUUGGAUUAAUGGAAAAAGUUGGAAUUGCACCAAAAGGUUCAAAACAAGUUACAUUUGCUCUUGAAGAUGCUGCUGUUAAUUUAGUUGAAGGUGGUCGUAAAAAAUUAUUUACCCCAAUGAUGUUAUAUAUUGCAAGAAAACCAAAAGAUGCUUAA